AUGAACUUAAAAGAUUCUGAGGAGGCAGAAGAUCAUUUCAUGGAUUUCGAAGAGGAAUUCUUCAGAAGGAGAGCAUUGACAUUCGAGAACAGCUUUUCGGUUGAUAACGAGGACGAGUUAACAUUGGAUACAACGAGCAGCUACUCGUCAAACUCCUUUUGCGCUGGAGAUAAAAUAAACAUAUUGAUGGAACAAUAUAGGGAACAAAGCAAACAGUUAGAAUGCACACCGAACGAUAAUUCUAAGAAGGGUUCAAAUUUCAAACACAGGCUUCAAAGUUUUGGACACAGAAGUUCGAAAUCAGAUAGUACAAAAUACCAAGCGGCAGCAUUUCGAGGCUUGAGUCCAAAUAUGAAUAGGGGGUGGAAGUCAUUUGAAAGUUGCAGUGACAGAAAUCAAAAUCACAUAUACCAUAGGCGAGGAAGUUCAUCUAAAAGCUCUAAUCAUGCACGCAAGAGAGGCAAUACAAUAGAAUUGGGGGGCUUUGAAAGAGUGCGGGAAUCUUAUAGAAAAAAGAGUGUGGAGUCUUUCCGCAGCAUGGCACAAAUGCAAGAACUGGCCAAAACAAAUGAGGACAGGAGAUUGGAUGUAAACAAUGACUAUUUGGACAGUCACUAUCAAAGAAAUAAUCAUAUUUCUCCAUAUCACGACAACAACCAAAAUAAUAACAGAUUACACUCUCAACGAACAAUGGACAUUUCCGAACAAUAUUUUCUGAGAAUGAAUCAACUGUGCCUUAAAGAAGGGAAAGAGAGACAAAACUUUGAGCCGAUCGAACAAGAUUAUAACAAGGUCGCAGAUGAUAUUCCUACUUUUGAAGGAUUGGGGGUUGGCAUCCAUCCUGAAGGAUAUAAUUUAAAAGAUGGAAUACUCGUUGAGAAGGAUGACUCACAAACUCUGAAACUGGAUGACGAUGAUUCUGCAUCAAACACGGGAAAACGACCAAAUCAAGAGGAUCUAGUUGCAGAUUUUAUAGCAAGUGAUGUUCUUCAAAGAUUGGACGAAUAG
This is a messenger RNA of Brettanomyces bruxellensis, 1008 nucleotides long. RefSeq lists its product as uncharacterized. Lineage: Eukaryota; Fungi; Ascomycota; Pichiomycetes; Pichiales; Pichiaceae. The record is from RefSeq and is a predicted model, not a curated record. Bases 1 to 1008 code for a protein of 335 amino acids. The transcript has a single exon.